This is a messenger RNA of Mugil cephalus (flathead mullet), 6773 nucleotides long. RefSeq names its product lymphocyte antigen 75 (gene ly75). Gene Ontology annotation, molecular function: signaling receptor activity. The coding region runs from base 199 to 5394 and encodes 1731 amino acids. Gene Ontology annotation, cellular component: signaling receptor complex; plasma membrane. The transcript is spliced from 35 exons. The record is from RefSeq and is a predicted model, not a curated record. Lineage: Eukaryota; Metazoa; Chordata; Actinopteri; Mugiliformes; Mugilidae.
ACAGCGCGUGGGGCUUGACAGAAGCCUCGGAGCGGGACUCUGGACAACACAGCUGACAGCUGGGCAAACCGAGCUAGGUCGGUUAUCUGAUCACUUUCGAUUUAGAGUACAGGCGUCGAUCGCCCUGUAUCCAUCGCUCCGCUGUGAGAGAGGGGCCAAAUCCUUUAUGAAUCCAACUAAAAAGCCUCCGCUGUGACCAUGCUGAACCCACCCGGAGCGACACUUUGCCUUUGUGUGUUGUUGAUUGUGUUGGAGACUGGUCAGUGGGGAACUUGUUCACCGGCUGGCGCUGAAAGCUCUGAUGAAGACGCUUUCACCAUUAAGCACUUGGACACAGGGAAGUGCCUGGCCACGGGGUCCUCCUCAGACUUGACUCUCGCCGAAUGCGAUGCGAAGAGCCAGCUCCACCUGUGGAAAUGGGGCUCCAGCCACCGGCUCUUCCACGUGGCCUCGUCCCUGUGCUUGGCGUUGGACGUGCGCUCCAAGACGGUGUCCCUGAUGGACUGCGCCUCCAGCAGCCCCCUGGGGUGGCGUUGCCUGGACACGGCCGUUUACACCGUUUAUCAGAUGGCCCUGACGGCGAGCCAAGGCAGAGUUACGGUCAAACGGGACGGUAAUGAUACUUGGGUGAGAGGAGGAUCUGGACAAAACAUCUGCGAGAAGUCGUAUCGCGUCGUCCACACCAUAGAUGGGAACUCUGCUGGCGCCCCGUGUGAUUUCCCCUUCAAAUACAACGGCAGCUGGCAUCACGGGUGUCUCACCGACACAGAUCUCCCCCAACGGUCCUGGUGUUCCACCACCUCAGACUAUGACCAAGACAAAAAGAACGGAUACUGUCUAACGCCUGAGGAGGGUUGCCAAAAUCUGUUUGUGGGACCGGAGGAGAAAUCCUGUUAUGAGUUUGUCUCCACCGCUGCGGUGACCUGGCACGAAGCUUUGCAUUCAUGCCGCAGCCAGGGAGCUGAUCUGCUCAGCUUGUCCGGGCUCGAAGAACUCAACUCCAGAACCUUCCUGAACGGCCUUCAAGCUAUGCCUGAGAGGAUGUGGAUCGGCCUUCACCAGUUAGACACUUCUCAAGGCUGGCAGUGGUCCGACGGCUCUGCUCUCUCCAUGUUGCGCUGGGAACAAGGAAUGCCAUCCGCUUCCACCAUCAUUGAGUCCGACUGCGGGGUCCUGAACCACCAAAAGAACUACGAAACGGAGUCGUGCAACAAGCGGCUGCCCUACAUCUGCAAGAAGAGCGUCAACGCCUCUGACACGGCACCCCCAGAGCCUUUCGCAUAUAAACAAACGCUGUGUGACGACGGCUGGGUCCCAUGGAAUGGAUGGUGUUACAAGUUAGUGAAGGACACGCCACAAAACUUUACAAACGCCCAGCAGCACUGUGACCGUACCGAGGGAGGAACCUUAGCUAGUUUUCACUCCUUCGACAGCAAGGAGAUGAUCAACACUAAUUUCCAUUCAGAUGGCAAGUUUUUGGACGUGUGGAUCGGUCUGACCGGUGUCGGCAGGAACUCGACUGUCUUCACGUGGGCCAACAAGGCACCCGUUAACUUUUCAUACUGGGACCAAGACCAACCAGUUCAGCCCUCUCAGGAUUCCAGCUGCGUCUUCUACACUGGAAAGUCCCAUGGAUGGCGAGUUGGGGACUGCACACAGAGGCUGCCUUUCAUGUGUCAGAAGAAAGGAGAGGUCAAUGAAUCAGCAACACAGCCUGGAUGUUCCUUUGAGGAUGGUUGGAGACGACAUGGCAACUCGUGCUAUCAAGUGAACACCAAACAAGUGUCUUUCAAAGACCACUGUAACAUCACUAUAAGAAACGGAUUUGAGCAGGCCUUUAUCAGCCGUCUACUCAGAGAGCAGAUAGGCAAGGGCACUCAGUAUUUCUGGAUAGCGUUGCAGGAUAUCAAGAACACAGGAGAGUACCAGUGGCUGAGCCAGGAUGCGGUUACCUACGCCAACUGGGGCUGGUUUCAGCCAGAUCGGGACGGGGGUUGUGUUGUGAUGUCUGUUGCGAAACCCCUGGGCAACUGGGUGGUGAGGAACUGCACCAAUUUUAAAGCCGGCACCAUUUGCAGAACCGACCUCAGUCCACCUCCGCCGCCGGAACCGGAGCCGGACUCCAAUGCGAGCUGCCCCUCUGGAUGGCUGUCCAAACCAGGCAACAGAUACUGCUACAAGGUGUUUCAUGAGGAAAGGCUGAGCAGAAAACGCUCCUGGGAGGAAGCCGAGAGGUUCUGUAAGGCUUUGGGAGCCAACCUUCCCAGCUUAACAACUGUGGAAGAGACGGAAACCCUCCACCAGAUCAUCAGAGAAACUAUCAGCGAUGACCGGUACUUCUGGGUCGGCCUGAACAGGAGGAACCCAGCUGAUCCCUCCUGGCAGUGGAGCGACGGCCGUCCAGUAUCUAUGGACGCUUUGUACGAAGACUUCCACAAGGACGACAUUUACAAUCGGGACUGCACUGCUUUCAAGACAAUGAAGAGCACCAUGAAGCACAUUUUGUUCCUGCUCCACGACAUACAUCUCAAACGUUUCUACGCCACGCCGUUUCACUGCGACGCUAGGCUAGAGUGGGUCUGCCAAAUACCCCGCGGAAAGACACCAAAAACCCCAGAGUGGUACAACCCUGGCGGGCACCACGAGACGUCCAUCUUUGUAGACGGAGAAGAGUUUUGGUUUGUUAAGGAACCGAAAUUGUCUUUUGAGGAGGCAAUUCUCUAUUGCAAAGCAAACGGCAGCAAACUGGCUGUUCCAAACAGCUCCAUGGCCGCCAGCCAAAUCCAGCAGCAGCUAAAAAAGUUGUCAGUUGUCAGCAAUGAAGGCUGGUGGGUCAACAUGAGGGAUCCUUGGCGGAUAUUCCCCAUGACGUACUCCCGGAUGUACUUACACAACUUACAUUUCCGGGGUAGAUGUACCAUCAUCACUUCAGAACACCCCUUUCCACUGCAUAAUCACAUUUGCCAGCACCAGAUGUCGUUUGUGUGUGAAAGACAAAACGUCACGUCGGUGGAGAUAAACCCUCUGGACCCUCAUCCUGAAGGACUGCCGUGUGAAAAGACCUCGAAGGCCUUCCGAAAUAAGUGUUACAUAUUGAUGACAAGCCAGAAGCCUUUGACAUACAACUAUGCAGAUGAGGAGUGCAGGUCGGCGAGGGGAACCCUGGUCACUAUACAUGAUCAGGUGGAGCAAGACUUCAUCAACACCCUCCUGCCAUCAUUUCUAAACAUGAAUACCACAUGGAUUGGUCUGAAAAUCGAGCAUAACGAACCGUCUUGGGCUGACGGCACAUCGGUCGACUACAGAAAUUUUAACCCUUUGCUUCUGGGCAAGCGUAAGAUGAUAAAAGUCUAUGCAUGGGAUCAAGGGAGUUUCUGUGUGUACACGCUCAGAAAUCCAGACACUAACAUGCUGGGUACCUGGGACUACACUGCCUGUACAGACCCACAACAUUUGGCCAUUUGCCAACACUAUGCAGAUAAACCUGCAGAGCCCUACAUCGAGGCAGAGCCCUUCACCGUCAACAACCACACCUUCCUGCUGCUCGCCCAAAACCUCACCUGGUUUGAGGCUCUGGAGCAGUGCAGGAAUAAAAACAUGGACCUGGCAAGCGUGCCUGAGACCUUAGUGCAGUCCACUCUCACCGUCUAUGUCAGCAAGGCACAGAUACCCAUGUGGAUCGGCCUCUUCAGCGAAGACGACGGGGUCCACUACCGCUGGACUGACCACAGUCACACCGUGUUCAGCCGCUGGUCUCCUGAUGUCACCGGCGGCUCGUGUGUUUACCUGGACACAGACGGCUUCUGGAAAACCACCGAGUGUGAGGCGGAGCUGAGGGGCGCCAUCUGCCACAAACCACACAAGGAGACCAUCAUCACACCCGAUGAAGUUGCCGUGAAGUGCCCCCAUAAAAUUAACGGCCCAAACUGGAUCCCCUGGAAGAACAACUGCUACUCCUUCCAGCUGGUCUCCUCCAGAUGGGACUCGUUUGACAGCAACAAUAUUCAGGACACCUGCAAAGAUUUACAUGCGGACGCAGCCGUCCUAACUAUUCGAGAUCAGGAGGAGAACGAGUUUAUCAGGGGCCAACUUGUACCGUUUCAAUCCUUGGUGCAGUAUGUGUGGCUGGGACUGUUCAGAGAUGACACUGAUAAUCUGACAAGGUGGUACGAUGGCACGAUUGUUCAAUAUUCCCAAUGGGCACUAGGCCGGCCGGAUUUAGACAAACCGUUCAUGGCUGGUCUCGGCAUUGAGGGCACCUGGAUUCUCAUCGAAAACAAAGAGAUGUUCUCCGAGUUCAAACAACAGGCAAUCGUGACCUGCAAGCUGGAUUAUGACCCUAAAGAUCGGUACAACCAGUCAUCCAAGGAUUUUCAACACUACGGCAGCUUGACUUACGUGGUACUGACCAAAAGUGUGACGUGGUACCAGGCUCUGGAAGAGUGUGGUCAGCGCAGAGGCCACUUGGCGAGCAUUCAUGACACCCAGCACAACGCACACUUGAGGCUCAUUGCCAGGACGGAUGGCUUCCCACUCUGGAUUGGACUGUCGAACCAGGAUGUCAGCGGCUCAGUCUACGAAUGGUCCGAUGGAACAGCGUUUGACUACAAGCCCACCAUCACCGAGUCACAGAAGGACUCCGGUGGAAGCACGCUGAAGGCCAGCUGUGUUUAUAUAACCCCUAGUGGAGACUGGAAGAAGAUCAACUGCAACACUUUAAUAGACGGCGCCAUCUGCUACACCACCUCCAUCACCACACCUUCCCAGAGAGCCAGACUUCAAACCUCCUCAGAAGCCAAUAAGUGUCCUCGGCGUAAUGGUUUGUCUAAGUGGGUCCAGCACAAGGAUCACUGUUACGCCUUUGACAUGAGUCUCUACAACUACAGCGUCUACAGCAUGGACCAGGCCAAGACGAUCUGUCAGAAGAUGGAUGCUCAACUUCUGACCAUCAAAACCCAAGAGGAGAACGACUUCCUGGCCCAGUACAUCUUGAACGACUCUCUCAUCACCAGUCGUGUGUGGCUCGGCAUGGACCUGGAUACUCAGGGUAAUCCUUCAUCCUGGCAGGAUGGCUCACCCGUGGAUUACGCUAACUGGAAGUCUGGGGCCAGUACCGUGAAAGUGUCUGAACCCAAAUGUGCCGUGAUGACAACAGGAGACAGUGGAACCUGGGAUCGGGUCAGCUGCAAGGCUAGCCACAGUCGCGUCGUCUGCAAAACUGCAGCAGCCGGCUCUCCCGUGGCACUGGGCCUCUUCAUCGUGGUCCUCCUCUCCAUCCUCUCCAUUGUCGGCUUCAUCAUCUAUAAGAAGAGAAGGUCCAACUUCUCCUCCACCGUCCGCUACAAGAGGACGUACGACGAGUCCGACGCCACCAGUAUAAUAGACGCCGACUGAGUCCGCUUACUUCGUCCGCCUCAGGGAGUGUUCGUGCGCCCGUCCACUCUGUCUGCAUUUGGCUCCCUUUCAGACAGAGUGAACGCGGCAGUCCUGCUGUCCCCUCCCCCUCGUUUUUUUUUUAAUUAUUUAUUUAUCCUGCUCAAGCCUGAAAACUUUCGAAAAUGAUGAUGUAAAACUGUAAAUAUUGUUUUGACAAUUGUGAAUAUCUGCCAAUUCAUUUUCUUAAUUGGGGUCAGAUUGUGUUAAUUAAGACUACUGUGUUGUGUUAAUGUAAAUGCUUGGGCCGGGUUCAGUCUGGUAAAACCGAUCAUUUACAACGAUGGGAUUAUUUUCUUUCUGUUCAUUCGCCAAAUUAUGCAACGUAACACUUCCUGUCUCAGCCUCCCUUUCAGGUGAAAUUGCACUGACGCUUGAGUGACUUCAAACUUUCAGAAACUGCUGUUGUGUUUUUCUUUUACGCUGUACAAAUAAUGAACUUUGAGUUCUUUUUGCGUAAGUUGAACAAAAACUAUUUCAUUAAUAGACUUUUAAAAAGAAACAGAUCAACUUUUUGUUUUUUUGUUUCCUUUCGAGUGUUAUAUUUGCCGAUGAGUGCUCCUCCCUUAAAUACUCAUUACACUCCAUAAACAAACUCAUACAAGUAACAACUCUGCCAUUGAGCUCCGAGCUCUGACAAAUCUCAGCAAACUACUUUUUAAACUGUCUGAACUGAGAGGUAACGCUGGUCUAAUAAAUAUUGUUGUCUGAUUUUAGUGGUACUGCGCCUUUAAAUCAGCAGAGAAUAUAAAAUCUCACUGACUGUGCCUUAGAACAUUAUUUGUGAUAAAACUUUUCUUGUAAAAAUAUUUAGAGAUUACACUGAUUUGUUAAUGCCUUUAACUAUAGUUAAAAAUCAAACUGUCUCAGUCUCAAAAACAAACCGCGUGUAAAUGACUGUGGAUCUGACUUUACUAUGCACGUAACUACUGAGCAAGAAUGCACUUUAAUGCGCUGUGGAGAUGUAGUUCCUCUAUCAUAAAGCACAACGAGGAUGUGGAGUUGGUUUUUUUGUUGUUGUUUUUUUACAGGUGUUCAGAUUGCACUGGUGUUAUGCUGCAUACGCUUUGUAAAUACGUUUGUCUUAUAACUUGAGAAUGAACCAAAGAUGCUCAAGAGCUUUUUGAAUGUUAAAAUCUUUCCCCUCAGUUUAAGGAGCUGCCUCGAAUGUGUCUUAACCCAAGUCACGACGUUUUAAGUGUCACUAAUCUGUCAUAUCAAGUUGCAAACCAAAUGUUUUUUGUUUGUUUUUUUUAAAACUUUCCUAUCACUCCUGCACAGAUUUACCAGCUCAAUCAGGUACAGUUUUCUUCCAAUAAAAUGUCCUGUCUAAGAAAAGA